AUGGCAAUGGGGCAUGGGUGCACUAUUGGAGCAAAUCUUCUUCCACUUCUGACUGCUCUCAUGAUCAUUUUAUUCCAUCUUUCCCUUCUCCCUCACUGGUUUGAUCCAGAUGAUCCCCUGAAGACUACUGAUCAGACCAGGCGUCUUGGAUUAAUUGAAACCUGCAGUAGUGGAGACUACAUGUUUAAAUUGCUGCAAUCACCUUUGCUUCCAUGGGGAAUUUUCGGCGCCAUGGCGCUUGCUAUGGCCAUGGCGUUGUGGCGGCGUAGCGACGCCAUGGCUGUAAGCAAGUUCUGUCUGGGGUUUGCUGAUGAGCCAUGGGCCUCGGCUAGCCCAAGGGCUUUGAACGAGAUGGGCUAG
Messenger RNA from Thlaspi arvense, 360 nucleotides. Lineage: Eukaryota; Viridiplantae; Streptophyta; Magnoliopsida; Brassicales; Brassicaceae. The record is from the annotation of a GenBank genome assembly.